Messenger RNA from Chiroxiphia lanceolata (lance-tailed manakin), 582 nucleotides. Its product is annotated as glial fibrillary acidic protein-like. Gene Ontology annotation, biological process: intermediate filament organization; regulation of chaperone-mediated autophagy. The transcript has 4 exons. The record is from RefSeq and is a predicted model, not a curated record. Gene Ontology annotation, cellular component: intermediate filament; cytoplasm; cell projection. Gene Ontology annotation, molecular function: structural constituent of cytoskeleton. Bases 1 to 582 code for a protein of 193 amino acids. NCBI's taxonomy places the organism in Eukaryota, Metazoa, Chordata, Aves, Passeriformes, Pipridae.
AUGGACUUCUUGCUGGCCAUGGCACUGAACUUGGAGUUCCAGGAGAUGCGCACCAGCAAGAGGGUGGAGAUAAUGGAGCUCAACAACCACUUCGCCAGCUACAUCGAGAAGGUGUGGCUGCUGGAGCAGCAGAACAAGGUGCUGGUGCUGGAGUUGAACCAGGCGCAGGACCAGGAGCCCUCCCGCCUGGGGGACAUUUACCAGGAGCAGCUGCGGGAGCUGCAGUGCCAUGCGGAGCAGUUGGGCACUGCCAAGGCCCGGCUGGAGAUCGAGAUGUUCAACCUGGCCCAGGACCUCAGCAGCCUCCAGCAGAAGCUGCAGGACGAGGUGACCCCGUGGCUGGAGGCUGAGAGCAACCUGGCUGCCUACAGGCAGGAUGUGGACAACGCCACCUUGUCUCGCCUGGACCUGGAGUGGCAUGUGGGGACCCUGCAGGAUGAGAUAACCUUCCUGCGCAAGGUCCAUGAGGAGAGCCACCGCCACCGCAAGCGCCCCUCUGGCACCCAUCGCCACAUGACUGCAGACGCCACUGCCGCGCCGCUGCCUGCCACCACCGAGCCGACUGGUGCCGAGCCCACCUGA